UCACGCGGUAUGACUGGGUCGACUGAUAGGCCGCUACUUUAGGGUGAACGCGAAGUUUAAGUGCAUUUCAAUUUAAUACAUUUCUAUGAUAUUUUAUGAAAAUAUCCAAUAGAAUAGUUAUAGGUAUAACGUGGUUGCCUGAAAAUAACAGUCUCACAUUAUAGAUUGUUAUCUCAAAGUAAAGCAGUUGGGGCCCUUUCACAAUUUUUAUUUUACUCUCAUCACAUUUCUGUCAAUACUGUUGAGUCUAAAAGUUCGAUUGAGUUGAUUAAAAUGAUCCGAUCGGCGAGAUUAUUCACAACCAACCAAAUCCGUUAGCAUUGUUGAACUUUUCUGAAUGUCACGUUAAUGAAAUGUAAUUACCGAAAAAAGUGAGUAAAGAGAAGGUGCUCGGAGUAAACAAAUGUUCUUAUCACAAAUUGUUCCCGGUCCGGCAAACAGAGACAGGCCUCAGUUGAUGAUAGUGCACUUACCUUCGUGAAAUUGAGAACGAUCCAAUCCAAUCCUGUGGGAAAGUGGCCCUGAAAACGUAGUGUUGUGAUCAAUUUGCCUCAUUGAUUCUGCAGUAUCAAAACGUCUCGCCGACUACGUAAGAGCUUCGGGAAGCCUGCAUCUGCUGCUGGAAUUGAAGACCUGAAGGCCUGAAGUCGUCAUAGAUUCCCCAUAGCCUAGAACAACAGAGAAUAAAACGAUGUUUACAUUGAGUCACUGAUAAGGGAACGGAAAAAUGAGAGCUACUCCCGUCAACAUAAGUAUGGCUUCUGAUGAACAGUGAAAGAACAAAGUAUGAGAAGCGAAAGCUUGCCUAGCUAUAGUCACAUAAUAAACGCUAAUCUUUCCCCGAAAAGUGACAAAAAAUUACCCAAGGUGAUAACGUGCACGGGAAACAGAAGCAAGAAGCAUCAUCAUGAGAAGAAUUCGUUUGUGAUAAGCCAGCGGAAGAUGCUUUUGAAUCAAAAGACUCAUUACUUGGUAACCUAUCAUCGAAUUUAGUUCUCGGGUAGAGUUAGAACGAUUAAGAUUUAAGAGGUGCAACCAUGAGAUCGGUGUACAAUUGAAGAAAGUAACCACUAUUCAAGGUUGAUCAAUUUUCUUCCGGUGAUCGGCGAGUUAAUCAGGGAGCAUGGCCGAUCCCACGAUACAAACUUUCUGCUGCCACAACCGGAUUCGGUCGCCCCCGGCCGUCAAACUGAUGUCCGAAUUCAAUACCGAUGGAUACAUUACGGUGUGCAUAGUGUCGUCAUUCUUCGGAAUAGCCGGUGCCAUUUAUCAGAUUUGGAUCCGCGACGAGGACGCGCCAAACCUGCAUGGUAUUCGUCGUUCUCGACCCGGAUCCCGCUCGCCGGUGACCAGCUACAGCACCGGACGGAGCAUCAUCGUGUGGCUGGCCGUUGCGGAUUUGUGCGCAUCGUUGGGAGUUUUCCUGCGGUCGGCUUUGUGGAAGUAUAUCCAGAACGUUAUUCCGCCGGAUUCGGACCAGGAUGACACUACAAACGUGAUUUUCUGUGCCGUUUCUUCGGCCUGGAUCCAGUACUUUUACAUGUGCACCUGGAUGUGGACGCUGUGUUACGCCAUAAACGUGCGACGCCAGCUUGGAGGUUAUGGGGUUGCUCUUAGGACCUACCAUACCUAUGUGUGGAGCUUGUCGGCCGUUUUGACGGCUUUGGGACUGACUGUGCUGUACAUCCCGGAUGCUGAUUGUCACAACAUUCACGAUAUUUCUACAGCCUAUUUGAGGAUUCUACCGAACUAUAUUACCACGUACGGUCCAAUGAUUGCGGUUAUGGUGGCUAAUCCGGUGCUAUACUUUACCGCUUCCAGAGAAGUUGAUCGUCAGCUGGUGGCUCGAUUCAGUCAGAUGACAUCGAACGAGCGGGAGCUGAUGACCAAGUUUAAGAUGAAAUUUUCACUGAUCAACUUUGUGUUCUACAUUUGUUGGUUGCCGAAUCUGAUCAACGGUAUCAUCCUGUGGACCAUGUGGUUCUGUUUGCCGUUUAAAACUAUCGUCACUGUGUGGUAUGUGAUGGCUAUAACGAAUCCUCUACAAGCUUUCCUGAACACGUUGGUGUACCAAAGAUGGAACUGCAGCUGGAGAAUACGGAGACGGCAGCGCGAAGAAGAGGCAGACGUUAGGCAUCGCAAUAGACACUCGCUGGGUGCUUCGGAGACCAGUCCUCUGUUACAGUCGCAAGUUUUUCGUGGUGGCGGCGGUUCUCCGUCAACUUCGUCGGUGCUACUCCAGGACUCAGCGGCCGAUCUGUUUCCCAAGCCAACCAGAAGUAUCAAUUCGUGCACCUUUGUGUGAAAGCGGCCUCGGUGCAGUUGCAUGUAGGCAUCAUUUGAUGCCGAAUCGAAUUAGAAGAUAAGAGUUCUGUUCACCACCAUCGUUCAAGGUCUGAUUCUAUUUAUGACACCCGGUAGCUUGUAAUGGAUUUUUGUUUCUUUUAGUUCCCAGUCAAUAAAUUAUCCGUUCGAUUUAUUACGUGUA
Molecule: messenger RNA, 2488 nt
Organism: Uranotaenia lowii
Lineage: Eukaryota; Metazoa; Arthropoda; Insecta; Diptera; Culicidae
Product: G-protein coupled receptor 143-like
Exons: 5
Coding region: 1124-2305 (393 amino acids)
Biological process (GO): regulation of calcium-mediated signaling; G protein-coupled receptor signaling pathway; melanosome organization
Cellular component (GO): melanosome membrane; plasma membrane
Molecular function (GO): dopamine binding; L-DOPA receptor activity; L-tyrosine binding
Source: RefSeq, a predicted model, not a curated record